Messenger RNA from Vombatus ursinus (common wombat), 984 nucleotides. RefSeq names its product protease associated domain containing 1 (gene PRADC1). Bases 40 to 606 code for a protein of 188 amino acids. The transcript has 5 exons. The record is from RefSeq and is a predicted model, not a curated record. Lineage: Eukaryota; Metazoa; Chordata; Mammalia; Diprotodontia; Vombatidae.
CGGCGGCCCCGGGAGCGAGUGUCCUCCGGCCGGCCCGAGAUGGUCCGGGGCGUCGCGGGCUGGGGCUGCUUCUGGCUGUGGUGCUCCACGUGCGUGCUGACCCACGGUUUGCGCAUCCAUGAAUAUCUGUACUUCCAAGUGCUGAGCCCAGGGGACAUUCGCUACAUCUUCACUGUCACUCCUGCCAAGGAUUUUGGGGGUGUCUUCCACACGAGGUACGAGCAGAUCCAGCUUGUCCCAGCUGACCCCCCGGAGGCCUGCGGACCACUCAACAACGGGUUUUUCAUCCAGGACCAGAUUGCCUUGGUGGAGCGGGGGGGCUGCUCCUUCCUCUCCAAGACGAGGGUGGUACAGGAACACGGGGGUCGAGCAGUGAUCAUCUCUGACAAUGCAGCGGACAACGACAGCUUCUACGUGGAGAUGAUUCAGGACAGCAGCCGCCGCACAGCAGACAUCCCGGCCCUCUUCCUGCUCGGCAGAGAUGGCUACAUGAUCAGACGCUCUCUUGAACAGCACGGUCUGCCUUGGGCCAUCAUCUCCAUCCCUGUCAACGUCACCAGCAUCCCCACCUUUGAACUGCUGCAGCCGCCUUGGACUUUUUGGUAGAAGAGAUGCCAGGUCCCCCAGCCUUGAGACUCUGGCCUGGGGGGAAGGAGGCACCAAAACCCUGAGCUUUUGCCGUUUGAGGCUGUCCAACAAUGGGGGAGGGAGCCAUGUCUGACAGCUCCCAUCUUUUGCCUUGGUGAAACAAAUGUAUGACCGACUUCCUUCCCUCCCUCCAUGCCCUGUCCAAGGUCCCACACCUCUGGGGACAGUACCCUGAGAUGCCUAGAGCUAGGCUGGUCACAGGCUGGGGCAAAGGGACCAGGGAGAUGGGGGUGAGAAUGGUGCUGUUCUCUGUGGGAGGGGCAAAGGGGAAACCCCCUUCCCUUGCCCCCUGGGCAGCCACUGCUGUUAGCACAAUAAAGUCUUCCUAGAUUUUUA